AAUUUUCAAGGGUUCAUUCCUUUGAAUCAAACCUUCAAUUUUUCACUUCCCGCUUAAUGGGCAGUCUCUUUGUCUUUAGCACAUUAAAUAAUUAAAAAAUACAUAUAAAAAAAAAACAAACUAUAUUGUACGCAUUUAGGAGGAAAAAAAACAUUAAUAAUAAAUAAACAAUCAAACAAAAUAAUAACUCAAGUGCCAUAAUCUACGCAGAAGAGGAAGGAGGACGAAGAUAAAAGUACAACAACCUCGCAGCCACGGUGCAAGUGAAAAUGUUGCACUGUGUCUGGGUGUCAAAUUUGUGAAAAGGAAGAAGUUUCCCAUCUGUGUGUUGUAUGAUUGAGGGAACUACAGUAAUUAAGUUUUGAUUUCAUCUUACUCAUGGAGUGCAACAAGGAUGAGGCUCUGAGGGCGAAACAAAUUGCUGAAAAUAGAAUGCAAAAUGGCGACUUUGUAGGGGCACUGAAGUUUGCUAGAAAAGCUCAACGACUGUUUCCUGAGAUCCAGAACAUUACUCAGAUCCUUACUGUCUGUGAGGUUCACUGUGCUGCACAGAACAAACUCUCUACUUCUGAUAUGGACUGGUAUGGAAUACUUCUGACUGAUAAAUUUACUGAAGAAGCAACAAUAAAGAAACAGUACAAAAAGCUUGCACUGCUACUUCAUCCUGAUAAAAAUAGAUCCGCUGGGGCAGAGGCUGCUUUCAAAUUGAUUGUGGAAGCUAACAGGGUCUUGAGUGACCCAACAAAGCGUUCUUUAUAUAACGCGAAGAUUAGCCGCCUUGUUGGAAUUACAGCAUCACAGGUUCCAUCCCAUCACACAGAUAGGAGUUAUUUUGGGGUGAAAGUUGAUGAAAAUGCUAGAAAUUACCAUAAUAGUUUUCAUUCCCAUACUCAUAAUUCAAAUCAACAGGAUGAACGGCCUACAUUUUGGACAUCAUGCCAACACUGUAAUACUAAGUACCAGUACUACAGAUCCAUUGUAAAUGCCACCGUGCAUUGUCAACAAUGUUCUAGACCCUUUAAAGCUCAUGAUAUAGGGUUCUAUGUACCAACAGAACAUACAUCACAAUCAUUUAACAGUCAUAAAUAUCCUCCAAACCAUGUGCCGCCAAAAGAAGCAUCGAAAAGUAAUGGCAGAAAACCUUAUGGUAAAGGACCGGAGGAAAAAGUUGUGCCUUCUUGUCCUGUAUAUAUGGCAAAAUGUAGUGCUGGAAAUGGUGCCUCUUGUAAAGUUCGGAAGAGUAAAGACGGCCAUGGGGCUGCAGGAGUGACAAAGGCUGGUGCUGGAACAUCCAAUGGUGCAACAUCCAAAGCCAAGCAAUCACAAAUCCCAACAAAUGUUGGAAGUAAGAGAGCAAGGCAGCCAGCAUCAGCAGAGUUUGAGAGUGCCUCCAAAAGGCCACAACAAGAUAAAUCAUUUAAGUCUGUUAAAGUGGAGAAACAAGAAGUACCUGGAAAUGGUGGGUUCAAUAACACGAAUCCAGCUAGUUUUACUGCCGAUGUGGUUGAUCAGAAUGGAGAGAUAAGAAAUAAAGCAAAUGCCCAACCCGAAAAAACAGAUUUAAGGAAACAAAUGAAAUCGAAUAUUGAUGAUACAAAGGCCAAAGCUGAAAAUUCUCAACUGAAAUCGAAUCUCCCUCCUGAUGAUGUUAUUAGCUGUCCUGAUCCAGAUUUCAGUAAUUUUGACAAGAUAAAGACAGAGGAUUCAUUUGCUGAUAAUCAAUUCUGGGCUAUUUAUGAUGAUACUGAUUGUAUGCCAAGAUUCUACGCUCACAUCAAGAAGGUGCACUCCCCUUUCAAGCUGGAAUAUACUUGGCUGGAACCUAAUCCGAACCACAAAGAUGAGAUUGAUUGGUAUGAUGCAGGUUUGCCUGUUGCAUGCGGUAAGUACAGACUCGGUCAUUCUCAGAAAACUAGAAAUUGCGGUAUGUUCUCUCACCAGGUGCAUUGCACAAAAGGAAGUGCUAGAGGUUCUUAUCUGGUAUAUCCCAUGAAGGGAGAAACUUGGGCAAUUUUCAGACAUUGGGAUAUAGGAUGGAGUUCCAAUCCAGAAAAGAAUUCAGAAUAUCAAUUUGAAUAUGUGGAAGUCCUAUCUGAUUUUGAUGAGAAAGAUGGUGUUAAAGUUGCUUAUCUCAGGAAAGUGAAAGGGUUUGUUAGUCUCUUUCAGCAAACUGUGCAGAAUGGAAUUGGCAUAUUUUGUAUUCCAUCUAAGGAGUUGUAUAGGUUUUCACACCGGGUUCCUUCAUUUACAAUGACUGGUAAUGAAAGGGAAGACGUUCCAAGAGGAUCGUUUGAACUUGACCCUGCUGGCCUGCCUAUGAGUGUUACUCGAGUUGAAGUAGGCGAUCCUAGUGAUGUGAAGAUGAAGGUUGAAAAGUUAAACAAUGUAGUCAGUUCUUGCCAGGAAUCCUCCAAGCGUAAAGUUGAACAGGCAAAGUCAAAUGAGCGUGUUCACAAAGCAAAGUUGCGAGAGAGUAAAUGUACUGAAAGAGUUCCACCAAUCAUUAGAAGAUCGUCAAGGUCAAAUGUGAAAAGUAUGGACAAUGGUCAAGCAAGCACUAGUCAAAAUAUGGUCAGAGAGGAUGACAAAAACAAUAGCCAAAGGGACUACAGUCAACCGGAAGGAAGUGAAGCUGCUACAAUUCAGACCAAUAAGAAUUUCAAAACACCAAAGAAAUCUGAGAAGAGAAAUUAUCAUGGAGAGACAUUGACAGUUCCAAGAUCACCUAUAGAUUUAAGAAAAAAAAUUGAUGUAGGAGGUGCUGGUGAAUGUGCAACUGGCAAGUUGACUGAUGAUCAUUCUAACACUAGCAAUAAUAUUAAGGAAACUGUGUCUUCUCGGUCUGUGGGAAAUGAUAGUGCACGUUUGAAAAAAGAUUCUGGAGUUGUGGGAGCAUGUUAUGACUUUAAUAAGGAAAAAUCUAGGGAGAUGUUUCAGUGUGGUCAGAUAUGGGCAAUAUAUGGUGAUAGAGAUGGUAUGCCUGAUGUUUAUGUUCAAAUCAAGAAGAUUGGAUCCACCUCUAAUUUAAGGCUGCAUGUAUCUGAACUUGAACCCUGCUCGCCACCAAAAGGCUUGAAACAAACAAUAUCAUGUGGCUCCUUCAAAAUUAAAAAAGCCAAACUCCAAAUUCUCUCUCCCUCUGCGUUCUCUCAUCCACUAAAAAUUGAACCCAUGGAAAAUAGCAUAUAUGAAAUUUACCCUAAAAAAGGUGAGAUUUGGGCACUAUACAAGGAUCAGAACUAUGAACUUACUUCUUCAAACCAGGGCAGAGGUGAAUGUUAUAUAGUAGAAGUAUUAGCAGAAAGUGACAAGUGUAUACAAGUUGUUGUUCUGGUGCGUCUUAACGGAUCUCAGCCAAUUUUCAAGGCUCCCAUUAUUCGGCGAUCUAAGACCAGUAUACUUGAAAUAUUAAGAGAAGAGGUUGGUAGAUUUUCACAUCAGGUUCAUGCUUUUCAGCCCAGUGGGAAAGAUGAUGUUCAUCUCAGUGGAUGUUGGGUGGUCAAUCCUUCCUCAAUUCCUGGUUUUUCAUACACUUAGACUGAACUAUAGCCAUUUUAUUUUAUGACUCCAUUUUAUGUAGUUAGUUGUGAAUUUGUGUUUUGUUGUACCAUUUAACCAGCUAUUCUAUGAAGUAAGAGGAAUAUAUGGAAAUGUGUUAAAGAGACUUCUUCGUUCCAUAUUUUGAUAGUUGUUUUCGUUAAAGCUGCUGUUUUUAUCUUCGUAUCUGUUUGUUAUCAUCGGUGAAUGCUUGAUUCGGCAUCGGCACCAGAUCUUGUGUUGGCAUUUAACACUUCUGCCCUAUGAUGUCCUGAUUUAUCCUUAACAGUUUACUAUGAACUUGCAUCUCUCAAGAGCAAAAGAAAAGUAUAGGACAUCUCAUGGCAUAGUGAAGGGGAUCUGUCAUGGCAAUUCGUUUCUAUCCUUAAAUAAUUGUAACUGUACUCCUUUUGAGUUUUGAAUUGUUUGUUGACAGGGUCCGUUUACAACAUUUUAUUCAUUUUGGAGGAGUUAAAUUUUCCUUUUAACCACAAAUUCUACUCAUUGUCACGUUUCUGGAAAUAAAACCACUGAUUUUUCAUUA
Trifolium pratense (red clover) is the source of this 4081-nucleotide messenger RNA. RefSeq lists its product as uncharacterized. The transcript has 2 exons. Bases 379 to 3537 code for a protein of 1052 amino acids. NCBI's taxonomy places the organism in Eukaryota, Viridiplantae, Streptophyta, Magnoliopsida, Fabales, Fabaceae. The record is from RefSeq and is a predicted model, not a curated record.